AUGAAACUCUUGUCAAUUAUGUUGUUGGUGCUCUUGAUGAGUACUCUUGUUGUUGUUUUUGGACAACAAUCAAAUAUUAAUAAUUCAACAGGUGUUGGCAUUCAUGUUGAUGAAUUGGUUGAAUAUUAUUUAGGAGAUCCAUCCGAUCGUCUCUCAAAGGAAGCAAAAAUUUUAACUCCUCUUGAUGAACGUUGUGUAGGCACACAAAAAUCAUGGACAACAGCUUCUAUCUUGUCAUUGAUUCUAGGAGGUCUAGGAAUUGAUAGAUUAUAUAUUGGACAUGUAGGAAUUGGUCUUUUAAAAUUGUUUCUUGGUUUGGCCUUGUUUGGAUUUUCCAUCUUCAGAUGCUGCUUUACCUUUGCUUUUGAUACCCAAAAAUUCAAUAGAAAGAACAGUAUGAUGUGGUUGAGUUUUGUUAGCUUGGUGACAAUAUUCUCAUUUGUUCAAUUCUUAUUGUGGAUAAUUGAUUUGGUUCGUAUCAUGACCAACUCUGUAUUGGACGGAAACAAUUGUCCCCUCAGUUACUCUAGCUAGGAAUUUUGAAUCUUACAUUCCAAUAGAACAUGAAAAGACAAAGGAAGUCCAACUCCAAUGGAUGCACAAAUUACAAAUUAUUGUUUGUAAUUUAUAAUUUAUUCGUACGUGGAGUUGAAAAGUUUAACCUCAAUAUUUCCACUCCAAUCUCCUCGGGGCUCAGAUCAGAACUGUGAAGUUCCAGCACGUAUUGUAAGUGUAUACAACUGUUGCAGUAAACAAUUGCUCUUCAAGUUGCGUUUAUACAGUAACUUGAUGAUGGGUGGUUUUAUUUUACAAUGAGUGAAAUCUCUGAAACAACCUCAUCAAAAUUAUCGGCUUUUCUCUGAGAAGAAUCUGUUUUGAACAGUUCGAAGGGGUGUAUCUGAGCUGUACAACCAUUCUCCUUAAAUAAAUUGUAAACCUUCUCCU
Molecule: messenger RNA, 945 nt
Organism: Naegleria gruberi
Lineage: Eukaryota; Heterolobosea; Eutetramitea; Acrasida; Naegleriidae
Exons: 1
Coding region: 1-534 (177 amino acids)
Source: RefSeq, a predicted model, not a curated record